Molecule: messenger RNA, 1358 nt
Organism: Ziziphus jujuba (common jujube)
Lineage: Eukaryota; Viridiplantae; Streptophyta; Magnoliopsida; Rosales; Rhamnaceae
Exons: 2
Coding region: 13-1320 (435 amino acids)
Source: RefSeq, a predicted model, not a curated record
AGAUUGACGAACAUGGAAGAAACAGAAAAGAUCCUACAACUCUACGACCUCCCAUUUGCCGAUCUCUUACUCUUGUCGUCGUCAUCGUCGGAAGAGCUUGGCCCACUGGAUGUAGUGAGAAGUGACAUAAUGGAAGCUCUAGGGCCCGCGGGCCCAGGCCUGUUGGCCAUCAGCGGCGUCCCCAACGCCUCUGCUCUCCGCCGGCACCUUCCACUGGCUCGCAACCUCGCUCUUCUGGACGCGGACCACCGGAAACUCAUUCUCAAGAAGCACAACUUGGGAAGCGAUGUUCCGUUGAAGGAUCCUAGUAGAAAAGUUUCGUCCUUUGCAAUGCAACUGAGCUAUGCGUAUGCCUUAGAUCAUACCCAAUUGAAUCCAGAACAAGAUCUUCAACGUAGCGAUAGUGAUAAAGCAACAGAGUCCGUGGACAAUGAAUAUAAGAAUCUUGGAAAUAAGUUGAAGGAAUUGGGUUUCUGCAUGAUGGAUCUAGGUCUCCGACUUGCACGAGUAUGUGAUAGAGCCAUGGGAGGCCAAGAGCUGGAGCAGAGCUUAUUGGAAUCUGGCACAGCCAAGGGACGUCUCAUUCAUUACCAUUCAGCUGUAGACGGCCACUUUCUUCUAAAACAGGGCGCUAGAAAAAACAGAGCUAAGCAAACCACUCGAAACCAAAGGAUUUCUCAAGGAGGCUCUGGUGAGAUCAGACCCAUCAGAAGCAUUCAUUCUAAUCUGUGGCAGCAAUGGCACUAUGAUUAUGGCAUCUUCACUGUGCUGACAGCUCCCUUGUUUCUCAAGCCAAAUUGUGUGGAAGGAGAAGAAGAAGAAGAAGAAGAAGGAUUUGCGGAUGGUGGUUUUAAGGAAUUUAAUGGUUAUCCCAGUGGACAUACAUGUUUGCAGAUAUUUGAUCCCAACAAGAACAGUGUUUUCAUGGUGAAAGCCCCUACUGAAAGUUUUAUUGUUCAGGUUGGGGAAUCGGCUGAUAUAUUAUCCAAAGGGAAGCUGAGAGCAACCCUUCACUCAGUUGGCAGAGCUGAGGAGAAUUUUCGGAAUUUGAGCAGAGAAACAUUUGUUGUCUUUUUGCAGCCAGCAUGGAACAAAGUAUUUUCCAUGUCAGAUUAUCUCAAGAAACACAUUGGUUUAGAAUUAGAGGAUCAAGUUCUGUCCCGUGAAUGCAGUGAAGAGAAACGCAUUGCUGAGGAGGAAUUCAAGAAAAUAGUUCCGCCGCUAUGGUCACGGUUGAAGGAUGGGAUGACAUUUGCUGAGUUCUCGCGUGAAACCACCAAGCAAUAUUAUGGUGGCAGUGGAUUGCAAUCUAAUAGAUAAAAAUAAAUAAAUAAAUAAAUAAUAAAUUGAUUCUUUGA